UGACUUAAGUUAGUUGUCCAAUUAUUAACAUAUUCCCUUAUCUUACUAAGAUAAGACUAUAAUUAAUAUAUGUUCGUUGAAUUAACGGAGAUAUUCCCAACUUGACGUUCGACACUCCUCACAUUUUUUUAGGUUAUGUGACAGCUGUCAUCAAUUUUUUUAGUUAGGGCCGGUGUUCCGAAAAUUACAAGCAAAGUUGUCUUUUUGUGCUAAUUAAUAUUAUUGAGAUUUUUCACUACAAUAAUGUCCGGAGACACUGAAAAAGCAAUUUACACAUCUGAGAAAACUGGCAAUGAUAACUCAGGUGAUGGCAGUGAAAGCAACCCAUUUAAAACCAUCUUGCAGGCCAUGAGGUCGGCUGGUUCCGAACCCUUUCCCACCAUAUAUGUGGAUGGAAAAGAGGAUGGUGUUAAGUACGAUGUGGCCGCCAAGUCACAACUGAAGAAGAUACAAAAAAUUUGGGUGAGAGAAAAUUAUAAACAAGCAGAUAAGACAAAACAGGAAAGUGAAGAUGCCGAGAGGAGAGCUAAAAACUUAGAGGAAGCCAAGAAAGUGAUUGUUACUGAAGAUGAGUCAUUACCAUCCGCUCAGAGGAUUAAAAUUUGUCAAGGAGAAAAAUACAGAGGUAAAAGAGUAAAAAUCUAUGGAUGGGCGCACAGAAUCCGUCGACAGGGCAAGAACUUAAUGUUCGUCACUUUAAGGGACGGAACUGGGUUCUUACAGUCCGUACUAAACAACCAGCUAUGUCAAACUUAUGAUGCCCUAGUGUUACAAACUGAAUCGACCGUUUUGCUGUAUGGCACUCUCACGGCGGUGCCUGAAGGAAAAACUGCCCCAGGUGGACAUGAACUGAUGGUGGACUAUUGGGAGCUGAUUGGUUUAGCGCCACCAGGUGGUGCCGAUGCGAUUCUUAACGAGGAGGCUUUGCCAGACGUCCAAGCGGAAAACAGGCAUAUUAUGAUUAGGGGGGAGAACACCUCUAAGGUUUUAAGGAUGAGAUCUGUCCUCCUACAGGCAUUUAGGGAUCAUUAUUUGGAUAGGGGUUAUUGCGAAGUAACACCGCCGUCGAUUGUCCAGACGCAAGUGGAAGGUGGUUCGACCCUCUUUAAAAUGGACUAUUUCGGUGAGGAAGCUUAUCUCACUCAGAGUUCCCAGCUUUACUUGGAAACUUGUCUGCCCUCCAUGGGGGAUGUUUUUUGCAUUGCGGAGAGCUUCAGGGCCGAACAGAGCAGGACCAGGAGACAUUUGGCUGAAUAUACGCAUGUGGAAGCCGAAUGUCCUUUUCUCACCUUCAAUGACCUGCUAGACAGGUUGGAGGAUUUAAUUUGUGAUGUGGUGGAGCGGGUGCUUAAGUCUCCUUACGGGCAUAUUGUGCAUGAAUUAAACCCAACCUUCCAAGUGCCCACGAGGCCAUUUUUAAGGAUGAAUUACGCCGAUGCCAUCGAGUAUUUAAAGGAGAACAACAUUACUAAGGAGGAUGGUUCUUUUUAUGAGUUCGGCGAGGAUAUUCCAGAAAUGCCCGAGCGUAAAAUGACCGAUAAAAUCAACAAACCUAUUAUGUUGUGCCGCUUUCCCGCUAACAUAAAAUCGUUCUAUAUGAGCAAGUGUCCUGAGGAUGUCCGUUUGACCGAGAGCGUGGACGUUUUGUUGCCUAAUGUGGGGGAAAUCGUGGGAGGAUCGAUGAGGAUACACAAUUUAGAGGAGCUAUUGGAAGGUUAUAAACGUGAAGGCAUCGACCCCGCUCCGUACUUCUGGUACACCGACCAAAGGAAAUACGGCACCUGUCCGCACGGCGGCUACGGCUUAGGACUUGAACGGUUCUUAUGCUGGUUACUCAACCGGUACCACAUCAGAGAAGUUUGCUUGUAUCCCAGAUAUUUGAACCACUGUAAACCCUAAACGACUUUAACAAAAAAAAAUUGAACAUGCAUUUCUUAUUACUGUUUAAUUUUUUUAUUGUUUUGUAUGAGCUUUAUGUACCCUUCCUGUUAAAUAAAUACAAAUAGGGUGUUA
Molecule: messenger RNA, 2013 nt
Organism: Anthonomus grandis grandis
Lineage: Eukaryota; Metazoa; Arthropoda; Insecta; Coleoptera; Curculionidae
Product: asparagine--tRNA ligase, cytoplasmic
Exons: 10
Coding region: 244-1899 (551 amino acids)
Biological process (GO): asparaginyl-tRNA aminoacylation
Cellular component (GO): cytoplasm
Molecular function (GO): nucleic acid binding; ATP binding; asparagine-tRNA ligase activity
Source: RefSeq, a predicted model, not a curated record